This is a messenger RNA of Linderina pennispora, 1440 nucleotides long. RefSeq lists its product as uncharacterized. The transcript has a single exon. Gene Ontology annotation, molecular function: isocitrate dehydrogenase (NAD+) activity; NAD binding; magnesium ion binding. NCBI's taxonomy places the organism in Eukaryota, Fungi, Kickxellomycota, Kickxellomycetes, Kickxellales, Kickxellaceae. Gene Ontology annotation, biological process: isocitrate metabolic process; tricarboxylic acid cycle. The record is from RefSeq and is a predicted model, not a curated record. The coding region runs from base 20 to 1072 and encodes 350 amino acids. Gene Ontology annotation, cellular component: mitochondrion.
CAGCAUGGCCACCCGCACCAUGGCGUCGCAGUCGGCCGUCGGCACAUACGCCGGCGAGAAGAACGGCAGCGGCAACUACACGGUGACGAUGAUUCCCGGCGACGGCAUCGGACCGGAGAUCUCCAAGUCGGUGGAGCGCAUCUUCUCUGCGGCGAAGGUGCCGAUUGAGUGGGAGCACGUGGACGUGACGCCGGUGCUGCGCGACGGCAAGACGGUGAUUCCUGACGAGGCACUGCACUCGAUUCUGAAGACGAAGAUUGCGCUCAAGGGCCCGCUGGCGACGCCUAUCGGCAAGGGCCACGUGUCGCUGAACCUGACGCUGCGGCGGACGUUCAACCUGUACGCGAACGUGCGGCCGUGCAAGUCGGUGCCGGGCUUUGCGACCCACUACAGCGAUGUCAACACGGUGCUGAUCCGCGAGAACACCGAGGGCGAGUACUCGGGAAUCGAGCACGAGGUGGUGGACGGAGUGAUGCAGAGCAUUAAGCUCAUCACCAAGCCGGCGUCUGAGCGCGUCGCGCGGUUUGCGUUUGCCCAUGCGGUGGCGACGGGACGGAACCACGUCACUGCAGUCCACAAGGCCAACAUCAUGAAGCUGUCUGACGGUCUGUUCCUGCAGGCAUGCCAGGAGGUGGCGCGCGAGUUCCCGAAUGUGCAGUUCGACGAGGUGCUGCUGGACCGCGCGUGCCUGCAGAUUGUGCAGGACCCGGCUCAGUACGCCAACACUGUCAUGGUGAUGCCGAACCUGUAUGGUGACAUUCUGUCCGACAUGUGCGCUGGUCUGAUCGGCGGUCUGGGCCUGACGCCGUCGGGCAACAUUGGCCGUGACGCGUCGAUCUUCGAGUCCGUCCACGGCACCGGCCCCGACAUUGCCGGCCAGGACAAGGCCAACCCGACUGCGCUGCUGCUGUCGUCGUGCAUGAUGCUGCGUCACAUGAACCUCAACAAGUUCGCCGAUAGCAUCGAGGGCGCUGCCCUGCAGACCAUUGCCGAGGGCAAGGCCAUCACCGCCGAUCUGGGUGGCAAGGCCUCCAACACGCAGUUCACCGACGCCAUCAUCGCCAAGCUCUAAGCCAGUUUCUUUCUCUACAUUUCUGUUCGUAUUUCCAGCAAAAAAAUCUAUCAACGGUCCUUGUCGCCCUUGUUGGGAUUGAGCAGAGCAGCGCCCUCAGCAGCCUGCUGCGUGUUUGUGCGCGGCCUGGAUCCCUGCACAUUCGCAGCAGAUACGUCGUCAUCGUCCUCAUUUCCCCAGUUGUCGUUGCCCCAGUCAUCGCUGCCCGCAUCGUCCAUCUGCGCAUCCGCCUCAUACAGGACCUCUGGCUCGACCCUGGUCUCCAUCUCCAUCUCCUCAUCCGCCUCCCGCCGCUCGCUCGGAUGGUCCGGCAUAAAGUUCCUAAUCGCAAUCGGCAGCAGUUCUCUCCGCAGGCACGCCGCCCGCCC